Molecule: messenger RNA, 1146 nt
Organism: Bipolaris maydis ATCC 48331
Lineage: Eukaryota; Fungi; Ascomycota; Dothideomycetes; Pleosporales; Pleosporaceae
Product: FAD dependent oxidoreductase
Molecular function (GO): flavin adenine dinucleotide binding; sarcosine oxidase activity
Source: RefSeq, a predicted model, not a curated record
AUGGAAAACUUUGACGUAGCCGUCGUCGGCCUGGGGGCUCUUGGAAGUGCAGCUGCUUACUACGCUGCCUUGAAAGGUGCCAAAGUUAUCGCUUUAGAGCAGUUCGAAUUUGGAAAUGUACAUGGUGCCUCUCACGAUACAUCACGUAUCGUCAGGACCUCGUACAACACGCCCGAGUACGUCGCCCUAGCAAAAGCCGCAUAUAAAGACUGGGCGCAUAUCGAAGAAGCUGCCGGCUAUAAAUUACUGCACAUAAGUGGCGGUGUAACCUUUUUUGGCAAACAAUCCUCGUUGAACUCUAGUGACUACGCGCGGAGUCUGGAUGCGAAUGAUGUGCCUUACGAGCUACUCACUCCAAUUGAAGUCGGGAAACGAUGGCCGCAGUUUAACACUGAUAAUGUCGUGGACGCUAUCUACACGCCUGAUACUGGGAUUGUACAUGCUGCUCGGUCGGUUGCCACAAUGCAGAGCCUAGCACGCGCCCACGGUGCCGUCCUGAAAGAGCACACCAAAGUGGAGCGUAUUCAACCCGAAGGACCCCACAAUGGCGUAAGGAUCAACACGUCUAAAGGUCAAUUUCUCGCAAACAAGGUCAUUCUCGCUGCAGAUGCCUGGACGAAUAAGCUUCUUGAGCCGCUUGGCCUAAAUGUGCCUCUCGUCAUCUCCCAGGAGCAAGUCACAUACUACAAGCCCUCCAGCACAGCGGAUUUUGAGCCAACCAACUUCCCAGUGUGGAUUCACUUUGACAAAAAAUCUUUCUAUGGAUUCCCCACCUUUGGCGAGCCGACUAUCAAAUGUGCUCGCGACGAAUCGCAGCAUUUCAUGACGCCAGAGGAGCGAGACUACGUUCACUCGCCUGAACUAUUGGAUGAGUUAACUGGAUUCAUCGACGGAAUGAUCCCUGAUGCCGCACGCAAGACUCUUCGGACAGUGACUUGUCAAUACACUGUUACUCAGGAUCGCAAUUUCAUCAUCAGCCCACUGAAAAAACAUGGCAACAUAUUUGUGGCUCUUGGUGCCGCACAUGGGUUCAAAUUUGCUCCGGCAAUCGGGCGUGUCUUGGCUGAAUUGGCGAUCGAUGGGAAGACGAGUGAGGAUAUCUCGCAGUGGACAUUUCCCGAGGCCAACAAAAUGAGCAAGCUCUAA